Spodoptera frugiperda (fall armyworm) is the source of this 1175-nucleotide messenger RNA. RefSeq names its product larval cuticle protein LCP-30-like (gene CPR41). Lineage: Eukaryota; Metazoa; Arthropoda; Insecta; Lepidoptera; Noctuidae. The coding region runs from base 108 to 1073 and encodes 321 amino acids. The record is from RefSeq and is a predicted model, not a curated record. The transcript has 5 exons. Gene Ontology annotation, molecular function: structural constituent of chitin-based larval cuticle. Gene Ontology annotation, cellular component: chitin-based extracellular matrix.
CGAACUGGACAGAGGAACAUUAUAAAAUUAGAUAAAAAAGGUAUAAAUAGGCAUUGAUCUAUAGAAGAGCACAUUCAAGUAGUUAAGUCCGCUUGAUAACAACGAAAAUGCGCGUCUUUUUGGUUGUUUGCCUGUGUCUGGCAGCCGCCCUUGCGGCUGACCCACCAAGGCCCGCAUAUAGUACCUUCGCUCCGUUUACGUUCGCGCCAACGACUCGUCGGUACUCUUACUUCAGCAGCACCACCGCUAAGCCUUUCGCUUACAACCCUUACAACCCAACCCGCUACUACAACCAGAAGUACAACGGUGACAACGCCGGUCGCUACGACCCCGGUCAGUACGACAACUCUGGCAGAUACAUCCCCGACGACUCUGGCAAAUACAACGGUGACCGAGGUGACCGCGGUGGUGCUGGAGGUUUCUACACUGGCUCUGGAUCUGCCGGUGGUCCCGGUGGUGCUUACUCCGGAUCUGGAUCUGCUGGCGGUCCCGGCGGUCCCGGUGGUGCCUACUCUGGCUCUGGCAGCGCUGGCGGUCCCGGUGGCUUCUACAGUGGAAACGACGAUGCUGGACGUUACAGGCCUGAUGGCAGCGGUGCUUACAACGGUGACCGUGGUGACCGCGGCUCUGCUGGAGGUUUCUACACCGGAGACAAGAGCAGCGGCUCUGCUGGAGGUUUCUACACUGGCGACAAGAACAAGGGCUCCGGCUCCGCUGGUGGCAAGCCCAGUGGAUCAGGCAGCGGCUUAGGACUCGGCUCCGGCUCUGGUUCUUACAAGGGAUCCGGUUCCGCUGCUGGAUCUGGCUACGAAUACAAAUACGGCAUCAUCCGUCAGGAGACUGACGUUCUUCCCGACGGUUACCACUACCUCUACGAAACCGAGAACAAGAUUCUUGCUGAGGAAGCUGGCAAACUCGAGCAGAUCGACAACGAAAGCGACGGAAUUAGGGCUAAGGGAUUCUACGAGUACGUUGGCCCCGACGGUAUCACCUACAGGGUUGACUACACCGCUGACGAGAACGGUUUCGUCCCCAGUGGUGCCCACAUCCCCAAUCCCAAACAAAUAGUCUAAAAUAGUUCCUCAUAAACUUUAGGGGUCAUUAAGUUUUUUAAGAACUUAAUAAAAUUCACUGUACCUGCCCAUAAUAAGUACAAUAAAGAUGCUACUUUAUUA